Fonsecaea multimorphosa CBS 102226 is the source of this 1077-nucleotide messenger RNA. RefSeq lists its product as uncharacterized. The transcript is spliced from 5 exons. NCBI's taxonomy places the organism in Eukaryota, Fungi, Ascomycota, Eurotiomycetes, Chaetothyriales, Herpotrichiellaceae. The coding region runs from base 1 to 1077 and encodes 358 amino acids. The record is from RefSeq and is a predicted model, not a curated record.
AUGCUGUGGACAGAAGUCUGCCACAAAGCCAACGGCUAUGCGGGCAGUGCACGCAACCUCGACAAGGACCAGAAGACGGUGGUGGACACCUCGUGGUUCCAGUUUUUGAUCAAGCAAUUGAAGAAAAUGAGUGGCACUGCGGAUGCUUCUCAGCAAAGGUACGCUUACGAUUGGUAUGAGAUGGGCUUUUUCAUAUACGCUCUAUCCACUGGGGCCUCGGUGGCUUUCUGCAUCGACACUCCGCAAGUUUUCCAGAAUGGACUCCUCGAGGCACUGAACUCGGCGAACAGCGAUCCGCCAAAAGAGGCAAUGGCAUUCCCGCAGUGCGCAGUUAUCGCAGAGGUAUCGAGGCUGUAUGACGUCUCGAUCUGGACUCUAAGGGAUGAAGUCAGGAAGAUUGAACAGAUACGAUCGGCUGCUGGCUACAUCGACUCAAGCCUCAAUUUCACCGAAUUGCAUGAACUUGCUCGACACACCAUCCACACUUGCGAAGUGCUGGCUGUGGCCGUGGACACGCUCAUCACCCUGUUGGAUGACUACCGUUCAAGUUCAGGGAAGACCUGUGAAUGCCCAGUCGCUUCUGGGCUGUUGGAAAAGCCACACUGCCCCCACAACGAGAUGAAGUUUCGGCUUGGACUGCUCCAGAACUUUGGGCGACGAGCAAAGUCUUUGAACGAGAGACUGUCUAACGAGAUCAACCUGGGCCUCAACCUCGUGGUGCAACGGGACACUCGGAAGACGGUCGAGAUUAGCGAGAUGACGGUCGACAUCAGCAGCGCGGCGCGGAGCGAUAGUGCCUCGAUGAAAACGAUUGCCGUGGUCACGCUUGCGUUCCUGCCUGCCACAUUUGUCUGCACGAUCUUCAGCAUGAGCUUUUUCACCCUCAACGUGGACGACGACACGGGGGAGAAACACUGGUUGGUCUCGGACCGUUUCUGGAUUUACUGGGCUUUCACCGUGCCAUUGACGAUCUUGACCUUGGCCUGUUGGUGGCUCGGGCAACACAGGGAAGACAAGCGCAAGCGCGAACAGGAGAGACUGCACCGACAGGCAAGUCUGAAAUCGGCAGUGCCGUAG